Gordionus sp. m RMFG-2023 is the source of this 2722-nucleotide messenger RNA. RefSeq names its product protein regulator of cytokinesis 1-like. The transcript is spliced from 15 exons. Gene Ontology annotation, molecular function: microtubule binding. The record is from RefSeq and is a predicted model, not a curated record. Gene Ontology annotation, cellular component: spindle; cytoplasm; mitotic spindle midzone. The coding region runs from base 1 to 2601 and encodes 866 amino acids. Lineage: Eukaryota; Metazoa; Nematomorpha; Gordioida; Chordodea; Parachordodidae. Gene Ontology annotation, biological process: microtubule cytoskeleton organization; mitotic spindle midzone assembly.
AUGAACGAAUUAUCCAGGAGGAAAUUCUCGAAUUUAUAUGGAGAAGAAAUGAAUAAUUCAGAAGCCAAAAAACUUCAUAAAGCAAUUAACCAAAGAAGAAACGAUACUAUUUUGCAAAGAAAUAUAAAGAUGGGCCUUACCGAAUGGAUAAGAGUAGCUUUUGGCCACGUGUCUAAGUUAAUAUUGAAAUUUGAGAGUAUUCGCAAUAAUGUGGUACGCAAGGCACAUAAGGCAUUACAUCCUGAUAAAUCUAAAAUGGUUGAGAAAAAUCUAAGCACUACAAGUAGAGUCUCAGAAAACAAUUUACUGAAUUAUGUCGAAAGUUCUCUUCUUAAAUUAUAUGCGGUUUGGCAAGAAAUUGGAUUUGAAGAAGGUGUGAUAGAAGAUCGAUCAUCUCAGGUUUUCAAGCAUUUUAAAGUCAUACUAGAUCGAAUGAUCGUAGAAGAAGGACAGUUGAAAGAGCACUACAAAAAUAAAUCUCAAGAGUUAACUAAAAAGAUCUCAAAGCUCUGUCUUUUAUUAGGGCAUGAGCCAUUUAAACUUGAAUGCAAUCUUAAUCUUAUAGAAAUGAAUGAUAAUUUAUCUUUAAAAUUUGAAAAAUUGUGCACAGAAAAAGCUACAAGAUUAGAAGAGGUUAUUGAAUUGAAAAAACAUGAAGAAAAAUUAUGUAAAUGUAUGGAUAUUAAGCCACAUAAAUUAGUUCACGAGAUUCCUACAAAAGAAGAAUUGCAAGAAUUUAAAAUUUUUAUUAAAAAAAUGGAAGAUGAGAAAAGUACACGCAUUUCUACAUUUAAUAUUUUAAAACAAUCCAUUCUUGAAUUGUAUAAAAUUUUGGAAUAUUCACCAAGUGAUCCAUUAGAAAAGCAAAUCAAAGAUGUGGAAGUUGAAAAUUUUAUAUUAAGCUUAGCAAAUAUUAAAGAUUUGAAUGAUAUUCUAGAAAAUCUAAAAUUUCAAAAAAUUGAAAGAGAAACAAAAUUAUCUACAAUAGUUGAAAAAUUAAAAGAAUUAUGGCAGAGAUUGGACAUUAGUGCCAAUCAUCAAAACAUUUUUUUAGCCAAAUAUAAUAAUAUCAAACUAACAACUUACAAAGAGAUUGAAAAUGAAUAUGAUAAAUGUCGAGCUACCUUAAAUUCCAACCUUGAACUCUACAUCGAAAAAUUAAGAUGGGAGUUAAAAGAAUUAUGGGAAGAAUGUUAUGUGCAAGAGGAAGCAAAGGCAUCUUUCCCUCAUUUUUAUUCAACGGAAUAUUGUGAUACCCUAAUUGAACUUCACGAGCAAGAGAUACAAAAAUGGAAAAAAUAUGCAAUAGACACUCGCAAUAUUAGAGAACUGAUACAAGAAAGAAAUGAUCUUUGGGAUAGAAUGAUUCAUAUGGAACAUCAAGCAAAAGAUAUUAACAGGUUUAAAAAUAGGGGAGGGAAUUUGUUGCAAGAAGAAAAGGAACGCAAAAGAGUAGCCAUCAAAUUGCCAAAAUUGGAAUAUCAGAUAAACAGCAUCAUAAACGAAUGGGGGAAAACUCACUCGAAAACAUUUUUGUACCACGAUACUACUUUCCUGGAUUUCAUACAACAACAAUGGGCUCAGUACUAUUAUCACAAAGAGCAGGAAAAGGAAAAUAGGAUCAAAGCUAAGAAAGAAGCAACGAAACUAGAAAUGACUUAUGGUACGAAAUCAGUUACCCCCUAUAGUAGUUCUAAAAUGGGUAGUAGAUUGAACAAUAUGUACGGUAGCAGUUAUGUUAAUAGCUUCUUACUCGGUACUUCUAAUAUGAGCAAGAUCAAAAAGUUUUCUACUACCAAUCUCAAUUCUUCCAAUUACAAAUUUCAGCACAGCAGUCUCAAGAAUUUACAGAAUAGGCAAGUUAUUAAUCGUUACAAAAAACGUUCCUCGCGUAUAUUAAGGGGACACAACAAUCCUAGAAUAUCAAAAAAGUUAGCCGAACAGAAAAUGUCUAAACCAUCUGGCAUGAGUACUCCUUGUUCGAGAAUGGAUAAUGAUGCCUAUUUACAUGGCAUAACGGCUUCGGCGCCGCCUAAGGACAAAAAUUUUGUACCUAACAAACUAUUUGAAAACAGUGUUUCGACUGUCCAUCAACAGUUUUUAACCACUAACUAUAGAACUAAUCUCGGAAUUUCGCCACUAGUUAAUUCAACUAACAAAAAAAAGUCUCCAUUCUCUAAAAAAAUUCAGCUACUUGAUUCUCCAGAAAGGCGCUUGGCACCUGUAACCCAUACCAUCCCUCGUAAAAAAUUGUUCACUGGCCCAUCUCCUUAUCAAUCUAGCAAGGCCUUGAAUAGUCAAACAAAACUAUUGCUUAAUACUAAUUGUAAGAGUGCAAAAAAGGAUGAAACUAAAGGAUUGCUUAAAUUGAAACAUAUGGGUGGUAAAGAAAAUUAUGAUAAAGAUCAUGUGCAAAGGAAAGUUGAGAGGCUUGCAAAAAGUCGCAAGGAAAUGACUCAGAUUCAAGAGAACAAUACCAUGACAGAAUCUUACACCAAUUUCACGAGCGGUCUAGAUAAAAAAGAAGCUCCUUUUUGCCACAGCAGUCAAAUGGAAGAUUUUGAAGACACAGAUCCAUCUUCUAAAGAUACUCCGCUUUAAUGACAUGCUUUAAAAUUUGGUCGAUAGUUUUAAUUCAAUACUCGUUUUGUUGAAAAAGAGAUUAGAAUGACAAAUUAUGCUGAAUCAUUACAUCAUAUAUUUUUAAUUCCUGUAUUUAUAA